AUGUCCGGCUUAAAAAAGAGAAAUUCGAAUUCCUCUGCGAGAGAUGAGGAGGACAACCAGGUGACGGAAAAGAUGCUAGGAGAGAAUGGCAACUCGAAUGGGACUGACGGAUCGCCAGCCAAAACCGCCAGUGGUGUAGGUGGUGAAGAAACUGUUGUCUUACAAAAAACAAUAACUCUGAUCAACGGCAUUGGUAUCAUUGUCGGUACCAUCAUCGGCUCUGGCAUAUUUGUCACGCCGGCUGGUGUAGCCAAAGAAGCAGGGUCUCCCGGUGCAUCCUUGAUCGUGUGGGCUGUGUGUGGGGUGUUCUCCACCGUGGGUGCUCUCUGCUACGCUGAACUUGGGACAACCAUCACAAAAUCGGGCGGGGACUAUGCUUAUAUUUACGAAGUGUAUGGGUCUCUUCCCGCUUUCCUGAAAUUAUGGAUCGAGUUGCUGAUUAUUCGCCCGUCCUCCCAGUACAUCGUGGCAUAUGUUUUUGCCACUUACAUUCUGAAGCCCAUCUUUCCCGAGUGUCCUGUUCCGGAGGUGGGGGCGAAGUUAGUAGCAUGCUUGUGCAUAUUGUUGCUAACGGCGAUCAACUGCUACAGUGUGAAGGCUGCUACGCGAGUGCAGGACCUCUUCGCUGCCGCAAAGCUGCUGGCCCUCGGAAUGAUCAUUCUCAUCGGCUUUGUCCAGAUUGGCAAAGGUGAUGUGGACUCGUUGCUUCCAGAGAACUCCUUCCAAGGGACCAACACCAACGCAGGGAACCUGGGCCUGGCACUCUACAGCGGACUCUUUGCCUACGGGGGCUGGAACUACCUGAACUUUGUCACAGAGGAGAUGAUCGAUGCCCACAAGAACCUGCCGCGGGCCAUCAUCAUCUCGCUGCCCAUCGUGACGGCGGUGUACGUGCUGACCAACCUGGCCUACUUCACCACGCUCUCCAACGAGGAGAUCUUCAGCUCCGACGCCGUGGCAGUGGACUUUGGGAACUACCACCUCGGGCCCAUGGCAUGGCUGAUCCCAGUGUUUGUGGGUCUCUCCUGCUUCGGCUCCGUCAAUGGAUCCCUCUUCACAUCCUCAAGGUUGUUCUUCGUGGGUUCUCGUGAAGGCCACCUGCCCAGCCUGCUGUCUAUGAUCCAUCCCACCCUUCUCACCCCCCUGCCCUCGCUCCUUUUCACUUGUCUGAUGACGUUGCUGUACGCCUUCUCCAAUGACAUCUACUCGGUCAUCAACUUCUUCAGCUUCUUCAACUGGCUGUGCAUCGCCAUGGCCAUCGUGGGCAUGAUGUGGCUGCGCUACAAGAAGCCAGAGCUGGAGCGACCAAUCAAGGUGAACCUGUUGCUGCCCAUCACCUUCAUCGGGGCGUGCAUCUUCCUGAUCGUGGUGUCCAUCUGGCAGACGCCUAAGGAGUGUGCCAUUGGCUUUGGCAUCAUCGCCACCGGGGUGCCCGUAUACCUCAUCGGCGUCUACUGGCAGCAGAAACCCAAAUGGCUCCUUCAAGCCAUCUUCUCCUCCACGGUGCUGUGCCAGAAGAUGCUGGAGGUGGUCCCCCAGGAGUCCUGAAUAUGAGGAGGGGAGACCCCUCCGAGAAGACGACACUUCCACCAUCAACAUUUCCACCUUCUCCUCUACACAUUACACACACACACACACACACACACACACACACACACACACACACACACACACACACACACACACACACACACACACACACACACACACACACACACACACACGUACACAACACAAAAGACAAAUCCGCAGUGUUAUAUGUGAAGUAUGUUGCCGAAAAGUGACUUAAAGUCCCUUUAAAAUCACCAUGGCAAGCAAACAUCCACACUUUUUUUAAAGAAACACUCCCAUGGCAUAAUAUGAGGUUCAUUCCUGUAGUUGUUUUUAAUCAGGAAAAAGUUAGCACAUUAUUUUUUUGUGUGUGUUUGUGCUAUGGUGUUGAGUCAACUGUGUGCACUGUUGUGUAUAUGAGUAUGCGCAUGUGUGUGUGCUGCUGGGUCGAACCCAAUGGUGUGAUUUUUGCGUGUGUGUGUGUGUGUGUGCGUGUGUGCGUGUGUGCGUGCGUGCGUGUGUUGUGCUAGGUGUAACCCUACUGUGUGUGUGUGUGUUGUACUGCGUUGCGUGCGUACGUACGUGCGUGCUUGCGUGUGUGUUGUGCUGGGUGUAACCCUAGUGUGUGUGUGUGUGUAUUUGUGUGUGUGUGCGCGUGUGCGUGUGCGUGUGCGUGUGUGCGUGUGCGUGUGUGUGUUGUAGUUGUCCCUCUGCUGGGCCGCCACAUUCUCUAUGGGUCUUUGCUGCUAGGAAACACCAGAGCCGCCACAGUCAUUACACUCUUAACAGCCUCCUGACACCACACACACACACACACACACACACACACUUCAGUCUUAGUCGCUAAGGUCCUGAAAGAGGACGGACCAACAUGCUGUGCCUUUCUUUUUUUAUUUUGUUAGGGUGUAAAGUUAAUUCCCCUAUUUUGAUAAGAUCCUUAAGGCCACGCACUAGACCUAAUCUCCUCUCUCUUGCUGUUCAUCGUUACUGUUAUUGUCACUUUUCAUUCUAUCGUUAUUUUAUUUUAUUUGAAGAGUUGUGUGUGUGCAUGUGUCUUUGUGUUACUGAUAAUUUACAGAAUAUAAUGCUAACACUCUAGCAUGAGAAUAAUUCCUAAAGGAGAAGUUCAGUGUGAAUGAAUCCAUACACCUGUUGCAGAGUUCUGUUGAUGGGAAUAAGAACAAGAACAUUGAACCAAAUUGACUGAAUAAUGCAGCGGUAGCUAACACUAACUAAAUGGGGCAUAGAGACUUAAUGACGCUUACUUUAAUUUCCCUGUGCCCUAUUCAGAUCACAAGUCAGUCUUUGGUCUGUGUUAUACAUUCUCGUACAUAAACACUUUGUGACCUGAAACAAUCGGGACAAAUUUUUCACCAAACUUCUCCUUUAAGUGCUGCGUUAAUGGCUAACAAUAGAAUGCUAGUCAAUCAGAGUACAAAGUACAGUCGCUACAAAGUUUAACAAAUGUCUGAGUUAAAACUGUUCCA
Engraulis encrasicolus (European anchovy) is the source of this 3038-nucleotide messenger RNA. It is a transcript of the gene slc7a5, whose product is annotated as solute carrier family 7 member 5. NCBI's taxonomy places the organism in Eukaryota, Metazoa, Chordata, Actinopteri, Clupeiformes, Engraulidae. The record is from RefSeq and is a predicted model, not a curated record. Gene Ontology annotation, cellular component: membrane. Gene Ontology annotation, biological process: amino acid transmembrane transport; neutral amino acid transport. Bases 1 to 1548 code for a protein of 515 amino acids. The transcript is spliced from 10 exons. Gene Ontology annotation, molecular function: L-amino acid transmembrane transporter activity; neutral L-amino acid transmembrane transporter activity.